AUGGACAAGGUGGGUACCUUCACCCGUCUGAAGGAGAAGCAAAAUUUAUUGUAUGAAAGGAUCCUCUUUAAACCAACUAGCUUUUCCAGUCUGUCUCAUUUUAUGCAGAUGAUGCAAAAGGAAGAUUUGCUCACCGAAUUUGACAUUUACUUUUUUGGGGAGGACUUCAACAAGAUGAAAUUAAAUAGGGGCCAAAAUAAGAGGGAGCUUUUCAUAGACAUCAGAGGAGUUAACCGAGAGGGGAACAGCUCACUGGGGAUGCCCCCUCUAGAUGGGUCAGUUAACCCCAAGUGCGAAACGACCCAAUUGUUUAAGAAGUAUAACGUAGAAUCGCUUCACUAUUACAACAUCCAAAGGUACGAGCCGAAUGAGGACCCCUCGUCUUUCCUCAUCGACAGAAGAAGGUUAACGAAGGAGGAAUACACAUACCAGUAUGUGUCUACCAUUUUGCCCUACCUAUGUUUCACCCUGAUGUUGUUCUUCCCUCACUUCCUCAUAUGUUUAUACAUCCCACAUGUGAGGGAAAAAAAUGAGAAGCAGCGAAAGUUGUGCAGGCUAUUUCAAGUGAAGCAGCACGUUCACUUGUAUAAGGACAUCAGACCGGAGCAUCUGCAGAAUGUGAUUGACAACAAUGUGAAGACACUCGUCUUUUUUUACAACAGGGAUAUUUUUAUGAACAUGCAUGUGAAAUCUUUAAUGGUUGAUUUGUCUAAAAUUUUUAAAAAAAAUUCCAUUCCUGUUAAUGUGGUCGGUGUCGAUACAGCUAAGCAUAGCAUUCGCUACAGUGUGGCUAGAGAUUUUGAGGAGGUUCUUUUUCCGGUGAUUUAUUUUAUUUGCCCUUACCACUAUCACAAUGACAGUGGCGUUUUUCGGAUUGAAGGCCCACUAACUUUGCAGAGCGUCUGCGCGCAGAUUGCCCCCUUCGUGCACGUUCCGCGUGACGUCUUCAGUCAGAUGAGGGACCUGACCUGCCUGAGCGACAACCUGCAGAGGUGCAUAUUCGAGCACGAAGUCAUGAACGGGAGGAGGGACCAAAUCUUGUACGACUACGGCACGGAGGUAGCCCACCUGUCUUGCCUCCACCUGAAUGGCCAGGUGCCAUUCUGA
Molecule: messenger RNA, 1107 nt
Organism: Plasmodium vivax (malaria parasite P. vivax)
Lineage: Eukaryota; Apicomplexa; Aconoidasida; Haemosporida; Plasmodiidae
Exons: 2
Coding region: 1-1107 (368 amino acids)
Source: RefSeq, a predicted model, not a curated record